GCUGGCCAUGUGUGUAUGUGUGUGUUUGUGUGUGUGUGUGUGUGUGUGUGUGUGUGUGUGUGUGUGUGUGUGUGUGUGUGUAUGUGUAUAUAUUUUUAUGUCUAUCUCUUAUAUGUAUAAUACAUAUGCAUUUUUACAUAGUUUUAGAAUAUUAUCAUCAAAACAUUUAUUAAUUUUCUUAACAUUAUACUCAGACAUGUGCAAAACAUCCAGGAACAGAUUGCGUCUGUGUGUGUGUGUGUGUGUGUGUGUGUGUGUGUGUGUGUGUGUGUGUGUGGGUGGGUGUAUCAAGAGAGACAUAUUAAGACAAAGACUUUCUGUGUUUAUGUGCUUCCUGGUGACAAAAACAGAAUCUGCUGAUCUAAUUUCAAUUGGAGAUGAUCACCACAGACCACCACACACUUGUUAUAAUAAAUACAAAGGUCAGUGUGUGUGUGUGUAGUGAGCCAUGUCAUACUGUAGUCAGCAGUGUCCAUGUUUUCUAGGUAACCUCUGUGACUCUGGUUAUUGCUGUCAAAGUUUCACCACUCCACUACUCACCUGGCUGAGCUACUCAGAGAGUUUGUUCUUCACAGGGAUUGUCUUCGGCUGGGCUUCUUUGGUCUUUGUGCUGAAAGUUGAUGGAUACUUUGCUGGAUUCUGUUCCAACACCACCAGAGAGGAGGACAAUGCUCUGUAUAUAGAUUGUAUUAGUCAGGAUGAACACUUCCCACGGGUCAUGUCUGUUGCUUCCAUCGCCAACACAAUAAUACGCCUUCCCAUUGGAUACGUCUUCGAUCGCUGUGGAACCACAGCAACAAGGCUAAUAGCUGUAUCUUUGUUCACCACUGGAACACUGUUCAUGUCUCUGUCCGACGCAGAGACAUCGCUGUUGCUGUACCCUGCGUUGUCAUGUCUCAUUACUGCUGGAACAAUCCUCCACAUCACCAAUGCUCAGGUGGGGAACCUGUUUGACUCCUAUCGUUCCACCAUCAUCACCAUCUAUAAUGGGGCCUAUGACUCCUCUGCUGCUGUGUUUCUCAUCAUAAAGUUGCUGCAUGAAAGAGGAGUGUCUCUUCAGUCGUGUUUUCUCUUCCUCACCUCGUGUAGCAUAAUCCACCUCCUACGUACCUUCUUCCUGAUGCCCAGAGGACAUAUCCCCUACCCGCUACCGGAAACCUUCACUUAUGGAGUAAGCUGCCCCAUUCGCAGGAGAGGAAGAGGAGAGGAGACUGACAAAAAAGUAGAUGUGAAGAACAGGAGAGCAGAUGCUGAGACAUCUGCCUUGAAUGUGCUCAAUAAGCCACUCUAUGAGCCCAAACAAGGGGAAGAAGCUAGUUUUCAGAGCUGUGUGUUGUCCUGGCUCUUCCUCUGGCACCUGAUGUGGGUGGUCAUCAUCCUUUUCUGUCAGUUCAUCUUCUUAUCCAAUGUCAACUCCAUGCUCACCAGGCUAGCCAAUAAUGACCAAACUUUGGUGAGUCAGUACACCAAUGCAUUUGCCUUCACCCAGCUAUGCAGUGUGCUGCUCGCUCCUAUGAACGGUCUCAUCAUGGACAGACACAAGCACAGGCCUCUGGCUCCAGGAGAAACCAAGCGGGAAGCAGACCUGCAUUCAUCCUCUCUCGCCCUCUUCCUGACCUCCCUGCAGUGUUUCCUCUUCUGUGUGUGUUUCACCUGUCCCGUCCUCCGUCUGCAGUACCUCACAUUUGUCCUGCAGGUUGUCAACAGCUCCUUCUUUUAUGGAGGCCACCAAGCCUUUGUCAGCUUUGCCUUCCCAAUGUCUCAUUUUGGGAAGUUGACUGGGAUGGUGAUGUCAUUGUCAGCUCUGGUGCUGCUUCUCCAGUUUCCAAUCCUACACCUCAUCCAGCACCAGCUACAGGGUGAUCCGCUCUAUGUAAAUGUGGGUGUCACCUUGGUGUCACUGCUCACCUUUAUUCACCCGCUCCAUGUCAACCUCUACUGCAGAAAGCUGGCCAAACAGAGAAAGACCGAACAAGAAGUAAAUGAAUGAGGGUCGGCAAGAUGUAGACUUUAUCCAGUGUAACCAAGUCUAAAAAUGAAAUUAAAAAUGCAUAUGAUGCAAUUGUAAAGAA
Dicentrarchus labrax (European seabass) is the source of this 2072-nucleotide messenger RNA. Its product is annotated as equilibrative nucleobase transporter 1-like. The transcript has 13 exons. Bases 449 to 1990 code for a protein of 513 amino acids. Lineage: Eukaryota; Metazoa; Chordata; Actinopteri; Moronidae. Gene Ontology annotation, biological process: transmembrane transport. Gene Ontology annotation, molecular function: transmembrane transporter activity. The record is from RefSeq and is a predicted model, not a curated record.